Molecule: messenger RNA, 2546 nt
Organism: Trichomycterus rosablanca
Lineage: Eukaryota; Metazoa; Chordata; Actinopteri; Siluriformes; Trichomycteridae
Gene: hdgfl3
Product: HDGF like 3
Exons: 6
Coding region: 189-800 (203 amino acids)
Source: RefSeq, a predicted model, not a curated record
GCGGUGCUCGGUGUGUGUGUGUGUGUGUGUGUGUGUGUGUUUGGGGGGGUGGUUUCUUUUUUCCCGGGCCUUUUUUUUCCGUUAUUGAUGGUGGGACUGUUGUGUGCGCGCGUGGACCUGGUGUUUCCGUGACUGGAGUGUAUUCUGGGGUGAUUAUCAGGUUAUUUGGGGGGAUCUACAGGAGCAUCAUGGCUCGCCCGCGGCCCCGCGACUAUAAAGCAGGAGACCUGGUGUUCGCCAAAAUGAAGGGAUACCCGCACUGGCCCGCGAGGAUUGAUGAGCUACCAGAGGGGGCGGUGAAGCCACCAGCUAAUAAAUACCCCAUUUUCUUCUUCGGCACCCAUGAGACUGCGUUCCUGGGUCCUAAAGACCUGCUGCCCUACAAAGAGUACAAAGAGAAGUUCGGCAAGUCCAACAAGAGGAAAGGCUUCAACGAGGGACUGUGGGAGAUCGAGAACAACCCCGGGGUCAAAUUCACCGGCUACCAGAGCGUGCAGCAGCAGAGCUGGUCGGAGGGUGACGGAGGCGACGCCGCCGAUGGCAGCAGUGAACGCGAGGAGGGCGACUCCGCCGGCGAGGAGAAGGAGGAGGAGGUGAAGGGCGAGAAGGUCGGAUCCAAGAGGAAAAAGACCACGUCAUCGAAGAAGUCGCCCAAGCUCUCCAGGAAGUGCUCGGGGGACGAGGAAGAGGAGAAAGACGGCAAAGAAGAUGAAGAGAAGAGAGACGACGACAGCGACAUCCAGAACUCAGACAAGAAGUCGUGUCCGGGGCAGAACCAGUUGCUGCGGGAGGAGCACUAGAUCCUGAAGGACGUCCGGCCGUCCGCGGCGGUUUCUUGUGUCAUGCUAGUCGGAAACGUUAAAAUUCACAAAUCUGUAAAUUAUCGAUCCAUGAAUCCGCAUCAUCGUCGCCGCCGCCGCCGCCGAGAGACCUGAGGUUAGAUCCGAGGACUGGACGGAGCCAGCGAGUCCGGGCGUGGUCGGCGUGGGCGCGGUCGGCGCGACGCGCUGCUUAAUUCACCUUUAAACAAAGCUCAUCUUAUUAGCGUAUUAGCGUGAUGUCCUAGCCGUUAGCUGGAGCGUGCGCCCGUACGAGUCCGACUCUCUCUUCCCCCUGAACCCUGACCUUUCGACCGACCGGUCAGCCAAUCGUAGCGUAAACGGUCGCUUUGCUAACUUCCGGCGGUAGGCAGCAUGAUGCUCGGUCGCUGUGCGCUGUGCUAACUAGCUAUUGUGCUAACUGGCUAGUUACAGAUACAAAUAAACAGUCAUUAGCAUUCUGAUCCUACUGAUCGCAGGGCUCCCUGAGGACGCCGGGCUAGGUUCGAACCCACGUCCCCGAGUCCCCUGAACUCUGUAUUAUUUCACCUUUCGUUCGAGCUGGUUUAGCUAACUAGCUAGCUCGCCACCUAGCCGUUUCGCUAGCACAAUAACUAGCCGGAACCUGCGCUGUCAUCUUUCAUACCUCGCUAUCUUACCAAAUAGCUGUUAGCUCUAGGCUAGCACGGCAAGUCACUGGAAUCCUUGUUUGCCUGACCUGUUUAUGACCUGGUUUGCUAAUUAGCUUAGCCUCCUGUUUGUUACGUAGCUAUCUUGCUAACUGUCUGUUUUGUUAGCACCAACUUACCUUGCUAUCUUGCUGUCUGUUUUGCUUGCGCCCAUAUAUUAUAACUAGCACCAUAUUAGCUGGUUUGCUACCUAGCAAGCUUAGGAGCUAUUGGUGUUGCUAGCAUGCUAACUAGCAUGGCAAGUAGCUGGAUUCUUGCUUGCAACCAAAUUAGCUUAACCUGCUUCUAUAUAACUCUGUUUGCUACCUAGCUAUUUUGCUAACUGUCUGUUUUGUUAGCACCAACACUUGCGUUUAUACAAGCUGGUUCGCUAAUUAGCUUAACCUGCUUCUUUAUAACUCUACUUACUAUGUAGCUAUCUCGCUGUGUGUUUUGCUAGCUCCCACAUAUUAUAGCUAGCACCAUAUUAGCUGGCUUGCUACUUAGCAAGCUUAGGAGCUAUUUGUUUUGCUAGCAUGCUGACUAGCAAGGUACAUAGCUGGAAUCUUUGUUUGCCUGACCUGUUAUGACUUGGUUUACUAAUUAGCUUAGCCUCCUGUUUGCUUCCUGUUUGUUUUGUUAGCACCGACUUCCCUGUGUUUAUACGUCUCUCGGUAUGAACCCGCGAUGUUUUUAGCCAACCGUACGAGUAAAAGAAGAAGCGAAGGUUAGCGCUAACACGUUAACGCUCGUUUGUUUGGAUGAUGUCGGUGCGCUCGGGUGUCACUAGGCUUGCUAGCAGCAUGCGUAUCUGUGGUAUUAAUCCUGUACUCUAGAAUCAUUCCGUUAGGUGUGUUCGCCCGGGCGGGUUAGCGGGGAGAGAUGUUACGAGCUCGUACGAUGUGAGCUAGCGCUCCGUGUUUCCUGAUCAUGACGUGAUGAUUUCCUCUCUGUGUGUUUAUAGAAAUAAAAACUCUAUUUAUUUUUGUUCCUGUACCUGUACCUGACCCUGUACCUGUACCUGACCCUGUACCUGUACCUGACCCUGUACCUGACCCUG